Empidonax traillii (willow flycatcher) is the source of this 1145-nucleotide messenger RNA. Its product is annotated as baculoviral IAP repeat-containing protein 5.1-like. Bases 165 to 701 code for a protein of 178 amino acids. The record is from RefSeq and is a predicted model, not a curated record. The transcript is spliced from 4 exons. NCBI's taxonomy places the organism in Eukaryota, Metazoa, Chordata, Aves, Passeriformes, Tyrannidae.
AAAAGUUCCAGCAGCUUCAUUUCUCUUGAUUGCCCUGCUCAUAAACUCACCUGUGUUUUUGCUGUCUUUAAGAACUCAACCUGCUUUACAGGUGCAAUGUGUCACCAAUUAGAAUAAUGCCUUAAAUCUGAGAGCAGGAGGGAGGCUCUCGGUUCUGUUAAUAGAUGGAGACGCUCUUGAAAGAGCUCAGUUCAGCUUCUAAGCUCUUAACUGAUUUUAAGGAGAUGUAUGAGUAUGAGAACCGUUUAAAAACCUUCACAAAGUGGCCUUUCCGAGAGAACUGCAAGUGCACUCCGGAGAAUAUGGCAAAGGCGGGAUUCAUCCACUGUCCAGAUGUAAAUGAACCAGAUGUGGCCAAAUGUUUCUUUUGCUUGUUAGAACUGGAAGGCUGGGAACAAAAUGAUAACCCGUGGGAGGAACACAGCAAACGUCAUGUCUGUGAGUUUUUAUCUCUUCCUAAGAACUUCGAAGACCUGACAAUGGAGGAGUACUACAUGCUGGAGAUGACACGGCUGAGAACAUUCAUUCGCAAAAUCGGCAGACGUGUAAUAAACUCUUUCGAAGAAGAAGUUGCCACAACUAGGAAACAUCUUGUGGAUUACUUUGUCUCCCAGCAUCAGUACACACCACCGCUGCCCCUGCCUCCCAGUGAUGAUCCAUCCACUCAGCACUCGGAGGGCUCAUACUGCCAGUCAAAAUAAGACCGGGAGAAGUGAAGUGUCAAGUCCGACUCUGAAAGUUUCUCUUUUUGAUUUGGUACAGUCAUAUCUUUAUCUGAGUAUGAAUAUAAAGCUAAACAGUUGUGUGAGGAAGUGUGUAUGUAGAGAAUUCCCUUCAGAGGCUCUCUGGAUCAGAGGUAAAAGCUGUUUAUACUGACUCCUGUCUUUCAUAAUGUGCUUUGUUGUUAUGCUUAGGUGUGGAUUAAUAGGAGUCCCACUAACUUGUGAAUAUAUGAAAAAUGUCUGAGCAAAUACCUAUAUUGUGGUUUUUAGCAGACUGAUUUUUUUUUUUUUAAUAAAGAUUCAGAACUCUGAGUACCUCUUGUGAUAUCUGUUAAAGGCUUAUACCAAGGCACACUCAAAUCAGAACAGUUCUGCUUCAGAACACUUCCCAUAGAACAAAAUGGAUCCCUCUGGUUUAAGCAC